AUGUUCGGAGCCCUCAAUCGAUUCAUCGGCCGGCUGGAUUCCGAGCCCGUCCAUCAUUCCCGAUCCCCUACCGGCGGCGAUGGUGCCUUUGGGUUUCAAGUGCUCCGCAACAAGGAUGCCGAAUUACCUCUGGAGCCUUGGUUUGACUUCAUAAUUGGCAUUAACGGCCGACUGAUUGAUGAUCCAGACCCGAACCUCUUUGCCAUCGAAGUGCGCAACUGCGCCGGGUCCAAUGUGACCUUUGAGAUCUGGAGCGCAAAGGGUCAAAAAACGCAUAGAGUGUCCAUCCCCGUCUCACCCGACAACCCCACCCUCGGCCUCGCACUGCAGUUGGCUCCUCUUUCGUCGACGCAGAACAUCUGGCAUGUGCUGAACAUUCCCUCUCCGCUCAGCCCGGCAUACCGUGCAGGACUGCUCCCACAUUCGGACUACAUCAUUGGAACGCCUAGUGGAACGUUACGAGGCGAGUCUGCGCUGGGGGAGCUAGUGGAGGAUCAUCUGAACAGGACGUUGGUGCUGUGGGUGUACAACAGCGAGUUCGACGUUGUACGCGAGGUGGAACUGGUGCCCACCCGUGGCUGGGGCGGCGAGGGCGCACUGGGUGCUGAGUUGGGGUUCGGCGCAUUACACAGACUACCCGUUGGGUUGGGCGAGGAGGUCGAAGGCCCGGGGGAGGUGGUGUUCGAGACGCGCGACGACGGCACAUCAGCUCCCCUGAUGAAUCCUGCUCAGUAUGCUGCAGGAGUACCUGCUCCCGCGGGGGGUAAUUUCAUGGUCCCCGUGGACAUGACCUCACCCCCGCCCUUGUCCUCCCAAGCGCGCACCGAAUCUCCUGUGAACCCGCCUCGCGGGACGCGGCGUGGGGGAAGGGCGCGUCAUGCGGCGCUUUCGCCCAACAGUUUUGACGAUUACUUCGCCGAGGGCGAGCAGAAGAGCAAAGAGCAGGAUUUUGCGCCGUCCCGGAAGGGAACGCCGCUGCCUCCUCCGCCCAAGGCGGGCGUUAAGUCUCCUCCGCCCAGUACAAGUAGCCCGGCGCCUGCAGAGGGCGAACCACAGGAGAGUUAG
Aspergillus terreus NIH2624 is the source of this 1065-nucleotide messenger RNA. RefSeq names its product putative Golgi reassembly stacking protein. The record is from RefSeq and is a predicted model, not a curated record. The coding region runs from base 1 to 1065 and encodes 354 amino acids. Gene Ontology annotation, cellular component: Golgi apparatus. Gene Ontology annotation, molecular function: protein binding. Gene Ontology annotation, biological process: Golgi organization. NCBI's taxonomy places the organism in Eukaryota, Fungi, Ascomycota, Eurotiomycetes, Eurotiales, Aspergillaceae. The transcript has 3 exons.